Monoraphidium neglectum is the source of this 1419-nucleotide messenger RNA. RefSeq lists its product as hypothetical. NCBI's taxonomy places the organism in Eukaryota, Viridiplantae, Chlorophyta, Chlorophyceae, Sphaeropleales, Selenastraceae. The record is from RefSeq and is a predicted model, not a curated record. The transcript is spliced from 6 exons. The coding region runs from base 1 to 1419 and encodes 472 amino acids.
AUGCAGCGAUCGACCUGCUUCGCGGUGCUGGCGUGCCUCCUCGCCGCAUCGUCCGUGGAGGCACGCUGGAUGCUGCAGGUGUCUGAUGUGACCAACGCGGUCAACUCAGUGGCAACCGCCGCGGCCGUGCCGUUUGCGCCGGCCCAGCCGGCCACGGUCAAGCCCGCUGCUGGGCCCGCCGCGACUGCUGUGCCAGCUGUGACCGCCGCGCCGGCGCAGCCCGCCGCGGCGGCCGUCGUUGCGCCCACCACAGCGGCCGUCCAGCAGCCGACUGCAGCGGCCAUGCAGCAGCCUGCCCCUGGGGCCAUCCAGCAGCCCCCUUCUGCACUGGGCCAGGGCCUGUACGUCCUCCCCGACGCCGUUGCGCCCCAGCCAGCCGCCCUUGCGCCCCAGCCGGCCGCCCUUGCGCCCCAGCCGGCCGCUUUUGCGCCUCAGCCGGCCGCCCCUGCGCCGGCCGCUGCUGCGGCCCCUCAGAACCUCGGUCCCGCCAAGCCCGCGCCUGCGAAGGACCUGCUGGUGGUGAUGUCUGCGAUGGGCCAGAACCAGCCUGAUAUCUACAAGAACCAGCAGAAGCUGCGGCAGCAGGUGGCCGCCACCGCGGGGGUCGACCCCAAGAAGCCACCUGCCGGCACGAGCAUGCGGCGGAGCGGCACCUGCCUGGGUCUCGACGCGCCCGCUGCUGCGCCCAUGGAGAGCCCCUGGACCGCCUGCUUCUGGACCUGGGCGGCGCGCCUCGCCCUGGGUCUCCCCCGGCAACAACUCACCCUGGACACCCACACACGUGCCGCUGCUCAGGUGCUGUUCUACAACCAGACCGCCAACGUGGACAAGACGGGCACGUCGACCCUGUCCCUCAUCCUGCACGUGGCCUGCGACAGCGUGGAGGAGUGCGGCAGUGCGGGCGCCAGGCUGUUCAACCCCACCAGCCAGGCCAACCUGACAAACAACCUGGCCAGGGACGCCAACGUGCAGGUGCUUCCAUCCACCUUCCAGGUCUAUGGCGCCAACGUCGGCCUCCGCGGCAACGAGACCCUCGCGCCCAUCAAGAUCCCCACCGCGGCCCCGCUGCCCGCCACCACCGACGGCGACCUGAACCUCACCGGCCCCACCGACCUUUCAGCGUUCCCCGGGCUCGCGCCCGCGGCCCAGGGCGCGCUGCCGGGCGCAUUGGAGCCGGCGGCGGCGAUCACGCCCUCGGAGCAGGGCCUCUUUGCGUCGCUCGACAACAUCACUGCGCCCGGCGCGUCCAGCGCGACCAUCAUCCCGGGCGUCCUGCCGACCGCCGUGGUCGACGCGGCCCCGGCGGCCAACGCCACCGCGCCCGCGCCGGCGGCCAAGAGCGGCGCGGCGGCGGCCGCGGCCGCGCCGGGCGCGCUCACGGCCGCGGCGCUGCUGGGUGCGGCCGUGCUGCUGCUGUGA